AGUACACUGUGGGCUAACAUCUCGACAUGAGCUCCCCUACACGUAUGCUGUUGCUUUUGGCGCCAGUUUUCGCUGUCGCAGUUGCCUCGAGUGAAAAUACUGUAACAGUGCCAGUAGGCAGUGGGUCAGUAGUGGGACUUAAUGUGACUUCGAUUGCAGGAAAGCAAUAUUACAGCUUUAGGAGAAUACCUUAUGCUGUACCCCCAGUUGGGAGUCUCAGAUUCCAGGAUCCAGUGCCUUUUGUUUUAAAUGAAACAGUAGAUGCUACUAAGAGCUCUCCAUUUUGCACACAAGAGUUAAUUGCUGGAAUAACAAAAGGACAAGAGGACUGUCUGUAUCUCAAUGUAUAUACUCAGAAGCUACCUCAAGAAACUGAUAAUAUAGAUGCCGCUGUUUUAGUUUGGAUACAUGGCGGAUCUUUCAAAUCUGGUUCUGGAAAUGAUCUAGUGUAUGCACCAGACUACAUUAUGGAGGCAGAUGAUGUAAUACUUGUGACAAUCAACUACAGGUUGGCAGCAAUUGGUUACCUAAGCACACAGGACAGUAUAAUUCCUGGAAACAGAGGUUUUAAAGACCAGGUUUUGGCUCUACAAUGGGUGAAGGAGAAUAUAGCUGCCUUUGGUGGCAAUCCUGAACGAGUUACAAUAUUUGGAGAAAGUGCAGGAAGCACAUCGAUUACGUAUCAUCUCAUGUCUCCCAAAUCAUCUGGGCUGUUUCAACAAGCCAUUGCAAUGAGUGGCUGCAUAUUAAAUCCACGUGCAAUAGCAGCACCUGCACGGGAUCGAGCAUUCCGCUUUGCAAGGGCGCUUGGCUAUACUGGGAGUAACUCCUCAGAGGAUUUACUAGAUUUCUUGAACUCACUGAGCGGAGCUGAACUAGUGCAAGAUGAUCAGCGAGCUCUUUCUGAAGAGGACAAGCGUCGUUUUGACACACUGGUUUUUAUGGGUGUAAUAGAGCCUGAGAGUGAAACAGCAUUCCUGAGUUCCAGACCAGAAGAUGUUCUUCUUAGUGGAAACGUAAAUGCUGUGCCACUGCUGAUUGGUGAUUUAAGUGGUGAAUGCAUUGCAAAUGUUGUAUCAAAAGGAUUGACAACAAAUGCAUCUGUGGCUCAAGACUUAGAUGAAAAUUUUGAAGAAAUUAUUGGACUUGAUGUUCGUGCUCCAGAUGCUGAGACACAAAGGCAGGUUGCCCAGAAACUGCGUGCCCUAUAUUAUCAAGAUGAGCCUAUCACUACAGAAAGCUUUAAUGAAACAGAAGAGAUGAUGAGUGACUUGUAUUUUGUGGAGCCAGUGGACUACCUUGUACGAAUUCUGGCAAAUCAGACAGUACCUGUUUACUACUACCAUUUCUCAUACAAGGGACCGCAUGCUGCAUUUCCACAAUAUUCAGGUGUGGCACAUGCAGAUGAACUGAAAUAUCUUUUCCCAUCAUCAGCUGGUGAAGUGGACUCAGAUCCAGCAUCAGGCGAAUAUCAAACACGCAUAAGAAUGGUUAAGUUGUGGACAAAUUUUGCAAAAACAGGCAAUCCAACCCCAGAGCCUGUGAAUGGGACGUUGUGGGAUAUUUAUGGGUCCAAUCGUAAUUAUCUGGAGAUUGGAGAGGUGUUGCAAAUGAAGUCCAAUCUGUGGGGUGAGAAGUUAGACUAUUUGCAUGAACUAAUGCCACUACAAACCACAAUCUGAAGGUGAUGAACCAUUUGGAUUGAAGACUGGUAGACUUAACUCAUUUUUAACAUGGGAAGUAACAGCAAAAUAUAAAAAUCUAUUUUGUGUACAAUUAGUACCUACGAAUUAAAAGUAAUAAAACUUUUCAUGUGGGUUUUACUAUCAAAAUUUUUGAGAUACAUCCUUAAUAUCUAAUGAGAUACAGAAUAGACAUAUACGUUGUCUUUCAUUGCACACAUGUGACUUGUUCUGCUAUAUUUACAUAUGUUCUACUUUGUUACCUUUUUGUUUUUUUAAUGUUAAACCAUUACUUUUUCUAGUGUAACUUUAUAUCCAUUAAGUCCUUUGGAGUACAACCAACUUUUCUCUUAACUUAGUGACUUAUAUUUUACUUUUCCUUUGUACAUGUUACUAAAGUUAAGCCAGUUGUAUUGUGUGACUUAUAUUAACAUAUUUGAAUAUUAUUAUAUAAAAAGAACCACUUGUAAAUUGUCAGCAUGUAGCCAUGUUUACAUAUGAAGGUAUAAUGUGAAUGUAAAAUGACUUGUUCCACAUUAUUAUGAUUAAUCAUACAUAUGAUCCAUGAAACAUAAAACUAACUAAUUAACUAUAAUGUAAUGUGCUGUCAACAGUUGGGAGGAGCAUCAUCUUAUUUCAGGGUGUUAUUCUUAACACUACCUCAAAUGCUAUUUCAUUUUUUGCUUAUUAAGAUGAGGGAAAAUGUGUACUGAUAUAAUAGUAGAGUAAACAACACUGGUGUACCACAUUCCACAUUUCUGAGAGAAUUCACAUUUUGGAGGAGGCAGUAAGUUAUUUGUGAAAUAUAGAUACAUAAAUAUUGCACAAACAUAAAAAUGAAAAAUUGUUAUUUCCUUUUAUACGUAAUCCACAAAGAUUCAUACAGUAAUGAAA
Molecule: messenger RNA, 2576 nt
Organism: Schistocerca nitens (vagrant locust)
Lineage: Eukaryota; Metazoa; Arthropoda; Insecta; Orthoptera; Acrididae
Product: cholinesterase 1-like
Exons: 11
Coding region: 27-1682 (551 amino acids)
Source: RefSeq, a predicted model, not a curated record